This is a messenger RNA of Pterocles gutturalis (yellow-throated sandgrouse), 861 nucleotides long. RefSeq names its product mucin-2-like. The coding region runs from base 1 to 861 and encodes 286 amino acids. The transcript is spliced from 2 exons. The record is from RefSeq and is a predicted model, not a curated record. Lineage: Eukaryota; Metazoa; Chordata; Aves; Pterocliformes; Pteroclidae.
AUGACAACCAUCGGCAAGACAACCGUCCCCACGCCAACUGUCCCCACGCUAACCAUCGCCGAGACAACCAUCGCUGAGACAACCAUCCCUAAGCAAACUGCCCCCACGCCAACUGUCGCUGGGACAACUGUUACCGAGACAACUGUCACCGAGACCACUGUCACCGAGACAACCUCCUCACGCCAACCGUCCCCGGGCAAACUGUCCCCAAUGCCCACAGUUGCCAAGACAUCCGUCCCCACUACAACAGUUGCUGAGACAACCGUCCCAACGCCAACUGUCCCCAAUACAACCGUCGCCGAGACAACCGUCCCCAUGCCAAUCGUCCCCAUGACAACCAUCGCCAAGACUACCGUCCACAUGCCAACUGUAGCUGAGACAACAAUCCCCUCGCCAACCGUGCCAACGCCAACCGUCGCCGAGACAACCGUCACCGAGACAACCAUUACCGAGAAAACCAUCGCCAUGACAAACGCAGCCACGCCUACCGUCUUCGCACCAACCAUUGCCAGGAUAACUCUCCCCAAGACAACCUUCCCCACGUCAACCAUCGUCGAGAUAGCCGUCGUUGAGACAACAGUCAUCAAGACAACCAGCCCUUCACCAACCGUCCCCACACCAACCGUCCCCAAGGUAACUGUCCCCAUGCCAACCGUCGCUGAGAGAACGGUCGCCGAGUCAACUGUCGCUGAGACAACCGUCCCCACGCCAACCGUCGCCGAGACAACGGUCGCCAACACAACCGUCCCCACGCAAACCCUCCCCAUGACAAGUGUCAGCAAGAAAACUGACCCCACGCCAACCGUUGCCGAGACAAGUGUCCCCACGCCAACCGUCACAGAGACAACCGUCCCCACGUGA